CUACACUUCGCUCAUAUUCAUAACAGACUUCUUUUUCUUCUGUAUCUCGACUGAUUUACAGUGAUCGAUCCAUGGCGGAGACGCAUUUCAAGUACGUGAUCGUUGGUGGUGGUGUUGCAGCUGGAUAUGCUGCAAGGGAGUUUGCUAAACAAGGCCUUAAGUCAGGAGAACUGGCAAUUAUUUCCAAAGAAGCAGUGGCUCCUUAUGAGCGUCCAGCACUUAGCAAGGCAUACCUUUUUCCUGAGGGAUUUGCAAGACUCCCAGGAUUUCAUGUCUGUGUUGGGAGUGGGGGUGAGAGACUACCUCCACAGUGGUAUACUGAGAAAGGCAUAGAGGUGAUCCUAAGCACUGAAAUAGUGAAGGCAGAUCUAGCUUCCAAGACUCUUACUAGUGCAGCUGGAGCAACCUUUAAGUAUGACAUUCUCAUCAUUGCAACUGGGUCUUCCGUCGUUAGGUUAACCGACUUUGGUGUUCAAGGAGCUGACGCCAAGAACAUCUUCUACUUGAGAGAAAUUGAGGAUGCUGACAAGCUUGUAGAAGUAUUUAAGACAAAGAAGAAUGGGAAGUGUGUGAUUGUUGGAGGGGGAUAUAUUGGUCUGGAGCUUGGUGCUGUAAUGCAAAUGAACAAUCUUGAUGUUACUAUGGUGUAUCCUGAACCAUGGUGCAUGCCUCGGCUCUUCACUGCUGAGUUAGCUGCUUUCUAUGAGGGUUAUUAUGCUAAGAAGAAAGGUAUCCAAAUUCUUAAGGGAACAGUUGCAGUUGGGUUUGAUACUGAUGCAAAUGGAGAGGUGAAGACUGUAAAACUGAAGGAUGGGAGGGUAUUGGAUGCUGACAUUGUUGUUGUUGGUGUUGGUGGAAGACCCCUUACCAAAUUGUUCAAAGGACAGGUUGAGGAAGAGAAAGGUGGAAUUAAGACUGAUGCAUUCUUCAAAACUAGCGUCCCUGAUGUGUAUGCCGUUGGUGAUGUGGCUACCUUCCCUAUGAAAAUUUACAAUGAUAUGAGGAGAGUAGAGCAUGUAGAUCAUGCCAGAAAAUCAGCAGAGCAGGCUGUCAAGGCUAUCAAGGCAAGCGAGGAAGGGAAAUCCAUUGAUGAGUAUGACUAUCUUCCAUACUUCUACUCUCGCGCCUUUAAUCUAUCAUGGCAGUUCUACGGAGACAAUGUUGGGGAUACUGUGUUUUUUGGCGACAAUGAUCUGGAAUCCACCAAUCCUAAAUUUGGAUCAUAUUGGAUCAAGGAUGGGAAGAUAGUUGGCGCAUUCUUGGAGGCUGGUACACCAGAAGAGAACAAGGCCAUUGCCAACAUUGCAAGGCUCCAACCUCCAGUUGAAAAUCUGGAAGAACUAGCCAAGGAAGGUCUAGCAUUUGCAUUGAAGGUCUGAGAGUCACGCUUUUUCGACAAGGGAAUAAAUGGAAUGAUGUUUACUGUUUUUUUACCCAGAUUUACACUUGGCAUUUCUAUCGUAUUGACAUUUUGAUUGUAUUAGUCCGUGGAUAAGUUGGUGAAAUUAGUCCAUGGGUAGUGUUCAGAAUGCAGAAUAUUUUUCUGUAGGCCCUGUUUGUUUUGUUGUAAAUCUUUUGUUGGAAAUUAUAUUUUACAAGAAUUUUUCCU
This is a messenger RNA of Telopea speciosissima, 1609 nucleotides long. Its product is annotated as monodehydroascorbate reductase-like. Gene Ontology annotation, molecular function: oxidoreductase activity, acting on NAD(P)H; flavin adenine dinucleotide binding. The coding region runs from base 72 to 1379 and encodes 435 amino acids. The record is from RefSeq and is a predicted model, not a curated record. The transcript has 10 exons. Lineage: Eukaryota; Viridiplantae; Streptophyta; Magnoliopsida; Proteales; Proteaceae. Gene Ontology annotation, cellular component: cytoplasm.